Messenger RNA from Thamnophis elegans (Western terrestrial garter snake), 2424 nucleotides. It is a transcript of the gene MRI1, whose product is annotated as methylthioribose-1-phosphate isomerase 1. The transcript is spliced from 6 exons. Bases 122 to 1201 code for a protein of 359 amino acids. The record is from RefSeq and is a predicted model, not a curated record. Gene Ontology annotation, molecular function: S-methyl-5-thioribose-1-phosphate isomerase activity. NCBI's taxonomy places the organism in Eukaryota, Metazoa, Chordata, Lepidosauria, Squamata, Natricidae.
AAGAUAUUUUGAACCGACGUUUCCUAGGACCCAGCAGAGACGGCGGCAAAGGAGCGAUUCAAACACAUCGUAGGUCGCCAGGGAAUUUCAGACUGCUGCAGCCUCAGAUUUGGCGAUCGCCAUGAGUUUGGAAGCGCUUCGGUACCGCAGGGGAUUCCUGCAGAUUCUCAACCAGCUUCUGCUGCCUCAUCAGACUGUCUAUGAGGAAAUAAGCAGCGUUCGCCAGGGCUGGGAAGCCAUUCGGUCUAUGAAGGUGCGAGGUGCUCCAGCCAUUGCUAUUAUAGGUUGUCUGAGUUUGGCAGUGGAAUUGCAUAAUAAAAGAAAUGAAGAGCUGAGUUUGGGUAAUCUGGAAAUUUUUGUGUUGGACUCACUAAGCUACUUAAUAAGUGCCAGACCUACUGCUGUCAACAUGGCCCGGGCAGCUCAGGAGUUGAGACACCUUGUCCAGCAGGAGGCAAAACAUGAAGGGACUACUCCAGAGAGUUUACGAGAAAGCGUGAUCAACUGGGCAGAAGCAUUGCUGGGCAAAGACCUGGAAGACAACAAAAGCAUUGGGGAACAUGGAGCUUACCAUCUCUUGCAACGGGUGGGGCAGGACAAAGUGAGAGUCCUGACUCACUGCAAUACCGGCUCAUUGGCCACUGCUGGUUAUGGCACUGCACUUGGUAUCAUUCGCUCAUUACAUGCCAUGGGUCGUCUGGAGCAUGUUUAUUGCACUGAAACACGACCAUACAAUCAGGGGGCCCGGCUGACUGCUUAUGAAUUAGUAUAUGAGCAGGUGCCUUCAACACUCAUUGCUGAUAGCAUGGCUUCCUUGGCAAUGAAAGAAAAAAAGAUAUCAGCUGUCAUUGUGGGAGCAGACAGGGUUGUUGCUAAUGGAGACACUGCCAAUAAAGUUGGUACUUAUCAGCUGGCAAUUGCUGCAAGAUACCAUGGGAUUCCCUUCUAUGUGGCAGCCCCCAGCACUUCCUGUGACCUGCAAUUAAAACAUGGAGGGCAGAUCGUUAUUGAGGAGCGGCCAAGCCAGGAACUGACAGACAUCAAUGCUGUCCGAAUUGCUGCACCAGGCAUUGGUGUUUGGAAUCCAGCCUUUGAUGUCACACCUCAUGAACUGAUAACUGGUGGUAUUGUCACUGAGUUUGGGGUCUUUCUUCCUGCUGAACUUCAAGCAGCCCUGACACGUGAAGUGUAUAACAUAUAAAGAACCUGAGUUAAGUUGUUUCCAGAUAGGGUGUGAAUGUAAUCUUCAACAAUUGUUACUAGGGCUUCUUUCCCUAAUCUGCAAUCUUCCAGAUGUUUGGGAUACAGAAUUUUGUACAACUGAAAAUUGUAGUCCCAGUAUCUCUGAAUACCACUGAGGUUUGGAGAAAUUGUACUAGAAACUUUUGAGUUUGGUGGAAAUGCUUGAUAUUUCUGCAAUGUUGUUACUAAACAUUCAUUUGCAAAUUCAGAAAAUUAAAUCAUGUUUGCUUCUUGAGAUUCAUCUCCUUUGGCUUUGUGAGGGAUGCUUCAUUUUGGAACUUUUGAGUCAUACUAUGACAUAAAUUUUCUUUGACUUCAUGUGAUUUUUCUAAAAAUAUGUAUAGUAUAAUUCUUUAUCUCAAUCAUUUUUCAUUUGUUGCUUAGAUCUCUUUAUUGACAUUCUAUUAUGUAUUCAUUGCCCUGGUGACACAGUGGUUAGAAUGCAAUGGUGCAGUCUCACAAUGUAGCGUACAAUCCCAACAGGGGUUCAAGGUUGACUCAGCUACCAUCCUUCAGAGGUCAGUAAAAUGAGGACCCAGAUGUUGGGGGCAAUAUGCUGACAUUCUAAACCACUCAGAGAGUGCUUAUAUAAGUAAGUGCUAUUGCUAAUGCACCAUUUUCAAAAUUGUUCUUAAGGUUCUUUGGUGUUGUAUCUCACAUGGUUUUAAUCUUAUGACAACAGGUUCUCUGCAGCAUUGCCUUCCAAUGUUUUGUACCAGAAAAUCUUUUGCAAUACAUUUUAUGUAAGCCUAAUCUUGGUAGAUAUAAAAGUAUGACCCUCUACUGAUCUCUCUAUUGUGGAAGAGGCAAAGAAAUUCAGAGGUGGUAGCCUGACAUAAUAAGGUUCAUGGCAGAGGUCAACAUUGCCUUACUUCUGCUUUACUUUCAAUAGGAUAACUGUUUAGGAUCAAUGCACACAACAAAUAUAAGUUGUGAAUGUAUGACAUGACAUUUAAGUUCCUUCCUGACUACUUCAGAUCUUUCAGGUUGAUUCAUUAUAACAACUUUUGUUUUCAUUUUCUGUUCUUUAGACAAAAUUCAUUCCUCACAACAGGCUAUGUAUUUGUCAUUACUUUUUAUCAGAAUAAGAUGAAAUCCCACAGUCUUCUAUUUUGAAAUAAGAGUUGGGUGCAGAAGGAGAAAGAUAAAACUUCGGUGCAGUGGAAUGGGAUAAAGUUUCUG